Gymnodraco acuticeps is the source of this 2265-nucleotide messenger RNA. RefSeq lists its product as uncharacterized. The coding region runs from base 498 to 1412 and encodes 304 amino acids. The record is from RefSeq and is a predicted model, not a curated record. Gene Ontology annotation, molecular function: DNA binding. The transcript has 2 exons. Gene Ontology annotation, biological process: DNA integration; DNA recombination. NCBI's taxonomy places the organism in Eukaryota, Metazoa, Chordata, Actinopteri, Perciformes, Bathydraconidae.
ACUGCAGGCUCUCUCAUUCUUCCAUCAACUAGAGAAGGCCAGCUGAAAAUGCAAAGCCACAUUUAGUCAGUCAUCAACUUUCCACCAGACAUAUGGGGUUUGACAGAAGAGUGGAAAAGGUAGUCUGUGUUUGAUGGGAUGUUUUUAGCUCCUUGACUAAUGGCUGUUACUUCCUGUCAUGCAGCUGAGAGCUGUGGCAGUCAGUCGUAGUGUUUGCAGAGAAGAUAUGAUGGGAUGUAAAGCAUGAGAUCAGGACUCUGAAGCUGACUCAAAGAACAAACACUUAUUUUAAACUGGAUCCAUAACUGUUGGAUUGUGUUCAUCCCUACAGGAUCAGAGAUGAUGAGACGAUCAGAGCCAAGAUCCAGAAGACCUACGUUCCGGAACCUCUGCCCAGGAGCCAGCGCUCAACCCGUCAGGAUUCCUCCCCUGCAUCUCCUCUCUCUCUCCUAAAUAGAAGCCCCCUAGAAAGGCACCUCGAAUCAGCCAGGUUUUUUAUGAGGAAGGGCUUAGCCGCGUCCACCCUCAAAACAUAUGAUUUCACUUGGAGAACGUUCGCGAUGUUUUGCUUUUCCGUAGGCAUCACACUUAAACCUGUUCUCAUCUCCAACGUGUGUGCCUUCAUGUGCUACUGCGCCACUGAUCGCCACCUCAAACCCCAAUACAUCCGGGGCCUCUUAGCAGGAGUGCAGUUUAAUGUUCGCUGUUCCGAUCCCGGCUUUCCCAGCCUGUUCGCAAACCAGUCAGUCAAACUCAUCCUCAAAGGUCUCAUUAAAACUUUUCCCCCCGUCUUAGACCGGAGACGCCCUAUUACACUCUCCACUUUACGCCUCAUGCUCUCCAAACUUAGAAGUGGGUUAUUCUCCCCUUAUAUCGAUGCGCUACUCGAUGCUCUAUUUCUCCUAGCUUUUUAUGCCUUUCUCAGACCAGGUGAAUUUACCACAGCUUCCCUUACAUUUGAUUCCAAUCGAGACGUCAGCUUUUCUGACAUAUCCUUUCACGCUAGCCACUUUAGCUUAUAUCUUAAACACUCCAAAUGCGGCGGCGCCUGCUCCGUCAUCGCCGCCCGCAUCGACUCCCAGUUCUGCCCUUAUAAAUCCAUGAUCAAAUUCCUACAGCUUAGACCUACCUCUAAUCCUCUCUCACCAUUAUUCCUUAUCUCAGGGAAUUAUCCUUUAACUCAACGACAGUUCAAUAUCUAUUUAAAACAAGUCCUCAUUAAAUCCGGGUUAUCACCCCUUCUAUACACGGGGCAUUCCUUUAGAAUAGGCGCAGCUACUUCCGCUGCUAAUCAAGGUGUCUCAUCCUCAUCCCUGCAACAACUCGGACGGUGGUCCUCCUCCGCUUUCUCAUCCUACAUUCGCCCUGACCUCAAUGCCGUGCUGGCUAUCCAAAGGUCUCUCCAACCUUAAAAUUGGUACGUAUGCAUAUAACUGGUGGUGGUUCUUAGCAUGUCAGCACGUAUGUCGCCCCGCGGCUCAUGUUUAUUCCUGCAUAUCUAACCCUGUAUGUCCAGGUUGUAAAACCUUCGGGUCUGUAUAAAUGUGUCCCUGCUAAGGCAGGUUGCCCCGCACGUUCGGGAUGCCCCGUACGUCCGGGACGCCCUGUAUGUCCAGGAUGCCCCGUACGUCCGGGACGCCCUGUAUGUCCAGGAUGCCCCGUAUGUCCGGGAAGCCCCGUAUGUCCGGGUCGUUAACCUCCGGUCCGUAUAAUGUGUCCCUGCUAAAGUGAGGUUGCCCCGCACGUUCGGGAAGCCCUGCACCUUCCGGGCGCCCCUCACGUCGGGUCGCUCGGUGCGUCCGGGAUGCCCCGUACGUCCGUGAUGCCCGUACGUCCGGGAUGCCCCGUACGUCCGGGACGCCCUGUAUGUCCAGGAUGCCCUGUAUGUCCAGGAUGCCCUGUAUGUCCGGGAUGCCCUGUACGUCCAGGAUGCCCCGUCCGGGAUGCCCUGUACGUCCGGGAUGCCCCGUACAUCCGGGAAGCCCUGUACAUCUGGGAAGCCCUGUAUGUCGAGGAAGGAUGCCCGGGAGGCAUCAGAUGUUUAAAUUCUCACAUGUAUUAACCUCUCAUUUCCAUCCAUAGAUUUCCACUGCAUCCCACAAGGUAAGAUUCUUCACGUUCAGUACUUCAUACUUCAUUCUUUUGGGGGUUCAUCGGAAACGGUUCUUCCCUUCCCGAUUGAUAUCCUACAAAACCUGGGCCUAAUCGCCAAAACACCAUUUCAUUCACUUGUUAUAAACUGUCAUCAUUAUGUUUCAUUUAUAU